Molecule: messenger RNA, 2721 nt
Organism: Glycine soja
Lineage: Eukaryota; Viridiplantae; Streptophyta; Magnoliopsida; Fabales; Fabaceae
Product: serine/threonine receptor-like kinase NFP
Exons: 1
Coding region: 659-2458 (599 amino acids)
Biological process (GO): protein phosphorylation
Molecular function (GO): ATP binding; protein tyrosine kinase activity
Source: RefSeq, a predicted model, not a curated record
GUACGUCUUGCUCAGCUGCUGUAGACAGUCCAGUAUUGAGUUUCUCUGAUUAAAAAUAAAAUGAAGGUGAAUUUGAUGAAGUGUUUUACUUUUUUUUUUUUUUUUUGAAAAGGUGAAUUUGAUGAAGUGUUUUACUUUGUUGCAUAUCCUAUACGCAAAUGGACGAUUCAACACUCCAAGCUGUCUAAUGCCUGUGUAAAUUACAAUAGCAAAUAAUGAUCUUGCAUCUUGGUGCUAGCUAAAAGUCUAUCCAAACCUACACCUACUCCAAGCAAUCAUCAAGUGUAGUUGGUCUGUAGGUAUCGGCUUGCUGGCCAACAUCGUGCAUAGAUAGAACUGGUAGGAACAUUAACUGGGCGUCCAAAGGUUUGAUUAGGCAUUACAAUACUCUAUUGUCAUUUUUUAUAUCAUGUCAUGCGCAUGAAUUGCAUACAAUUUGGCUAACAUAAUAUUGACGUGUCCACAGUGUCUAGGAUUCCAAAAGCCAAAAGAAAAUAUAGUUAAAGCUAGUGACAGGCAGGAGCAGAUUUUUAUAUUAAACCAAUGGGUAUUUUGUUGACAGAAUGCUACAUACAUAUCAACAACGGCAAUUGCUUGUGAUAAUAGACUCUCCUUAUUCUUUCCCUCAUUACUUACAUUUGUUCACAACUAAACAGCAAUGGCUGUCUUAUUUUCCUUUCUUCCGCUCCGUUCUCAGAUUCUUUGUCUUGUACUUAUGUUGUUUUUCACUAAUAUUGUAGCUCAAUCACAACAGACCAAUGAAACAAACUUUUCAUGCCCUUCUGAUUCACCACCGCCUUCAUGUGAAACCUAUGUAACAUACAUUGCUCAGUCUCCAAAUUUUUUGAGUCUAACCAGCAUAUCCAAUAUAUUUGACACAAGUCCUUUAUCCAUUGCAAGAGCAAGUAACUUAGAGCCUGAAGACGACAAGCUGAUCGCAGACCAAGUCUUACUGAUACCAGUAACCUGUGGUUGCACUGGAAACCGUUCUUUCGCCAAUAUCUCCUAUGAGAUCAACCCAGGUGAUACCUUCUACUUUGUUGCAACCACUUCAUACGAGAAUCUCACGAAUUGGCGUGUAGUGAUGGAUUUAAACCCCAGUCUAAGUCCAAAUACGUUGCCAAUAGGAAUCCAAGUAGUAUUUCCUUUAUUCUGCAAGUGUCCUUCAAAGAACCAGUUGGACAAAGGGAUAAAGUACCUGAUUACAUACGUGUGGCAGCCCAGUGACAAUGUUUCCCUUGUAAGUGAAAAGUUUGGUGCAUCACCAGAGGACAUAUUGAGUGAAAACAACUAUGGUCAGAACUUUACUGCUGCAAACAACCUUCCAGUUCUGAUCCCAGUGACACGCUUGCCUGUUCUUGCUCAAUUUCCUUCAGAUGUAAGAAAAGGCGGAAUUCGUCUUCCAGUUAUAAUUGGUAUUAGCUUGGGAUGCACGCUACUGGUCGUGGUUUUAGCAGUAUUACUGGUGUAUGUAUAUUGUCUGAAAAUUAAGAGUUUGAAUAGGAGUGCUUCAUCAGCUGAAACUGCAGAUAAACUACUUUCUGGAGUUUCAGGCUAUGUAAGUAAGCCUACCAUGUAUGAAACUGAUGCGAUCAUGGAAGCUACCAUGAACCUCAGUGAGAAGUGCAAGAUUGGGGAAUCAGUGUACAAGGCAAACAUAGAGGGUAAGGUUUUGGCAGUAAAAAGAUUCAAGGAAAAUGUCACAGAGGAGUUGAAAAUUCUGCAGAAGGUGAAUCAUGGAAAUCUGGUGAAAUUAAUGGGUGUCUCGUCAGACAAUGAUGGAAAUUGUUUUGUGGUUUAUGAAUAUGCUCAAAAUGGAUCUCUUGAUGAGUGGCUAUUCUACAAGUCUUGUUCAGACACAUCAGACUCAAGGGCCUCCCUUACAUGGUGUCAGAGGAUAAGCAUAGCAGUGGAUGUUGCAAUGGGUUUGCAGUACAUGCAUGAACAUGCAUAUCCAAGAAUAGUCCACAGGGACAUCGCAAGCAGCAAUAUCCUUCUUGACUCAAACUUCAAGGCCAAGAUAGCAAAUUUCUCCAUGGCCAGAACUUUUACCAACCCCACGAUGCCAAAGAUAGAUGUCUUUGCAUUUGGGGUGGUUCUGAUAGAGUUGCUUACUGGUAGGAAAGCCAUGACAACCAAGGAAAAUGGUGAGGUAGUUAUGCUGUGGAAGGACAUUUGGAAGAUCUUUGAUCAAGAAGAGAAUAGAGAGGAGAGGCUCAAAAAAUGGAUGGAUCCUAAGUUAGAGAGUUAUUAUCCUAUAGAUUAUGCUCUCAGCUUGGCCUCCUUGGCAGUGAAUUGUACAGCAGAUAAGUCUUUGUCCAGAUCAACCAUUGCAGAAAUUGUCCUUAGCCUCUCCCUUCUCACUCAACCAUCUCCUGCGACAUUGGAGAGAUCCUUGACUUCUUCUGGAUUAGAUGUAGAAGCUACUCAAAUUGUCACUUCCAUAGCAGCUCGUUGAUUGAGUGAGGGCAAUUUAGUUUCUCAAAUCCAUGAUGGUAUUUUGUUUACAUGAUGAUUAUUACAUCUUUAGUCAUUAAUGGUGGGCUUGGUUUAGGGGAGUGUGUUAAAAAAUUUGUUAUUGCAUCCCUGUUACUUUUUUUAAGUUUGGGGUAGAGUCGGCAAAAAUGAAAGUUGCAAUUGACCUCAGACUAAACUUGCUUAUUUCUUUGUAUCUUUUUUGUAUGACAAUUGAAACUGAAUUAAAUGAUGGAUUAUCUGUUA